This is a messenger RNA of Rhopilema esculentum, 1649 nucleotides long. RefSeq lists its product as uncharacterized. Lineage: Eukaryota; Metazoa; Cnidaria; Scyphozoa; Rhizostomeae; Rhizostomatidae. The record is from RefSeq and is a predicted model, not a curated record.
GAUGGCGCUCCACUUGUGACCGAGAUCGAUGCAGUCUCCUUUCAGGUCAGAGAAAGAAUGCUGUACAAUCAUGUUUACAGUUGAUGGCGAUGGAAGAUGUCAUUGUCAACCAUGUCAUAAUGGCCGAUGCAUCUAAGAAAAAAUCUCAAAGGGAAUCUGCCUGCUGCUGCAUGAGAAAUACCAAGUUUUCGCUCACGGUGUGCUCCUUCGCUGUGUCGGCCAUUCUUUAUUUCGCAUAUUACAUCGCUGUUCGUACGCAUCGUUUUGAAAGUACAAGGAAAGCAGGCAAAGCUAGUAUCAGUGUAGCAAGCCCUUGGCAUGGUAUCCCAGAGUUCAUUUUGUAUGUUCGUUUUACUUCUGAUGAUCGAUGGGAUAAAGAAUAUCAGUAUAUUCUGGUCAGAACAAUGAAGCUGUUCUUUCCCAGUGAAAGAGCAAAAUUGGUGGUUGUUCUUGAUGGCGAAAAGACAGAAGAUCAUUAUUUGGCCGAAAAUAUACGCAAUGAAUGGCCAUUCCCAAAAAUUUGCUUCAGUGAAAAGGGAGACGAAACAAUUUACCAUAACAUGGGAAAAUCAAGGAUGUUCUGGGACAUGCUCCAUCCGGAAAAAUGCACAGAUUCUCCAUUUGUUGGCUUUAUAGAUACAGAUACGUUUUUCAGCACUUUGGUUACACCUUCUCUUUUGUUUGAAAAUGGAAAGCCUGUAAUUGUGGCGAAAAUCGGUAAACCGGCAAUUGAAUGCUGGUCACUGGCCACUGAAAUAUUUCUCGGAAGGAAGGAAGUUUUGCAAUGCAUGUCAACAUUUCCAAUUAUGAUAAAAAAUGAUCAUAUACAAAAAAUGAGGGAAAGGCUUUCAUUGGAACAUGAAAAAACUUUUGAUGCAUUGUUUAGAGACGUACCUAUUGAAGCAGGAGGAGCAUUUUGCAUAUCUCAAUUUAAUAUUAUGUGUAAUUAUGUUUGGUACUAUCACAGGAACGAGUAUGCCUGGCAUUUGCAAGUUAUACCAAAAGGUGUAUUGAAGCGUAAGGAUCUGGUACCAAGUAUGGCUAAAUUGAAAUAUUACAGAAAGGAAUUAAAAUCUUUUUUGAGAGUACCAAUACCCCGACCUGCAAUUCAUAUUCGAUAUCUCAUGUUAAAUGGCAUCAAGUUUGAGCAACAAGAACCUCCACGGGAAGUCAUGGAUGGCUUUAUUCGCGAGAGUUUGUGCUAUUCAGCUGGAUUUCGUUAUUGUGAAAAAAGUUGUACUAUGUAUCAAAGGGAAAACAUUCACAAGAAUCUCUUUGCAUUCGAAUUCCAUGACUGGCUUUGGGAUAGAAGAUGCUUUCACGAACAGGAAAAGCAUUAUCUACGCGUCCAAAAAUUCUUGGAAUACUCAAUAUCCAAUAAAAAGGAAAUAUUUGGAAUAAAGUCUAUUGGAGAUUUAUGCCUUCUUAUAGAAGCCAACGAGCCAUAUUUUGCUUAACAUUUCGCUAUCUUUCCCUCAGUUUUCUUGCUCUUCAAUUACAAGAAACAUGAUAUUUUUAUUAUGGGCAAAAAAAAACCAGAAAGCAGAUAUUUUUGUCUUGUUGAUGAAGCUUCAUUAAGGUUCGCAUUAAACGAUGUACAUAGCCUUUAAUUUUGAAAUCGAUAUGAAAGCUGUUUCUUUUUUUGAUCA